This is a messenger RNA of Gopherus evgoodei (Goodes thornscrub tortoise), 2549 nucleotides long. Its product is annotated as histone H2A.J-like. Gene Ontology annotation, cellular component: nucleosome. Gene Ontology annotation, molecular function: DNA binding; protein heterodimerization activity; structural constituent of chromatin. The coding region runs from base 155 to 544 and encodes 129 amino acids. The record is from RefSeq and is a predicted model, not a curated record. Lineage: Eukaryota; Metazoa; Chordata; Testudines; Testudinidae. The transcript has a single exon.
GGGUGUUUUGGAGCAGAAGCAUGAGGCAGCCAAUCAGGAGCCGCUCGGCCUAUCCCCGUGAGGGAAUAAAAGGCCGGCAGCGCAGGCUUUUGACAAUAGUUGUAUUGUAUGGGUUAGCGCGUGGGAAGUGUUCUGGUAUUAGGGAAGCGGCAUCAUGUCUGGUCGUGGAAAGCAAGGCGGGAAAGUGCGGGCCAAGGCCAAGUCUCGUUCCUCUCGUGCUGGGCUGCAGUUCCCAGUCGGGCGGGUGCACCGGCUGCUGCGCAAAGGGAACUACGCGGAGCGCGUUGGAGCCGGGGCUCCCGUGUACCUGGCCGCGGUGAUGGAAUAUCUGACCGCUGAGAUACUGGAGCUGGCUGGUAACGCCGCCCGGGACAACAAGAAAACCCGCAUCAUCCCGAGGCACCUGCAGCUGGCUGUGCGCAACGACGAAGAGCUGAACAAAUUAUUGGGGGGAGUUACCAUCGCGCAGGGUGGGGUCCUGCCCAAUAUCCAGGCGGUGUUGCUGCCCAAGAAAACCGAGAGCCACAAAGCCAAGGGCAAGUGAGCGCGGAUACGAGUUCCCCAAAACCAAAGGCUCUUUUAAGAGCCACCCACAAUUUCAUAAAGAGCUGGGGAUCGCUCCAUGUGCUGCGGAAAGGGGAGGUGGGGGUGGCUAGGGAGAAUAUAACUUUGUUCUCCUUGUUAUGCCCAUCUAACAUAAUUUUGGAAACUCUGUUCUGGGCUUGCAAUAAUCAGAUCCCAGAACUACACACGUGGGUGAGUGGUUGUAGCUGCUGUCUCCUGUAUCCCUUCCAUCCUAGAGUUUUCAAACAGACCAACCCACACCCAGGGCUGAAAACAUUUCAAACUCCCCAAAGGUAGUGCCUGGUUCACUUGGGGUUAAACCCUUUUUUAUGCUCUGCUGUGCAGUUUUAUUAUUUUCAUCUGGGAUUCCUGUGCAGUGGUGCAUAUAAACAUCACACCCUGAAAACAUUGGCCUAAACUGUGUCCUAAAAGUGCACAGAAAAUAUAGUCAAGCUGGGGAAGGAACCAGGCAUCUGGGACUCAAGCUGGGUGUUUUAAGCCCUGGACUAAGGCUACCUGCUAAAGAAAAGGUGUAAUUCACAACAGCCGUGGGUCUCCACAUUGCAAGAAAUUUGAAUUAAAUUUGUUGCAAGUUUAUCUGGCUAGCUGGCAUGUUACUUUUUGUGUUUUACUGGAUUUUAUGCAUUAUUUUUGUCAGUUGUAGCCAAGGUUAGCUGGGAGGGUUCUUGAUACUGUCAAGAUAACUAAUAACGAGGGAUAAUUAAUUGUUAGGCCAGCAACUUUUUCAAGUAGUUGUUCCACUUGUCACUACUUUCAGACUGAUCAAAUCACUUCUUAACGUUGUCUGUAUUAAGCUGAAUAGAGUGAGCUCUCUGGGUCUAUCACUGGGGAGAAAAAUUAUGCUACUAUACAGAAAGGGUGUCUAGCCACUGAAUGCAGUCUAAAAGAUUUGCAGUCAUGUCUACAUGGGAGGAAGUUUACUGUGUGGACACAGACCAUUCACUCGUUCUAUGGUUAUUUUAGAUGUAGAAAUCUGAUCCUAAACUCUUAUGCUAGAACCUAGAACUCCAGAAUUAUGAUGUGGAACUAUCCUAAAGCAAAGACAAUGAGGACCCAAUUGCAGAUCCUGAACUCUAUCUACCCUAGGUCAGAUGUGUUCCAUUAAAAGUAAAUGGUAUGCGUAUGGUGAGAGAUUUCUAAGACUGCAGCAGGAAGAGAGGAACACAACCCAGAGUCCACCCAAGGAAAUUAAUAUUCAGCAGGUUUAAUACAAAUAAGAGGAAGUAUUGUUUCACACAACACACAGCUAACUCAGUGCCAUGGGAUGAUGAUCUGCCCAAAAGCAUAACUUGGGGGUCAGAAAAGAACUGGAUAUGUUCAGGGAGGACAGGCCUGUUAAUGCAGCGUUUCUCAAAGGCGGCCACCAGGGGCUAUUUUUGCAGCCACAGCCUCCUGGGCUGAGAUUGGGGAUGGGGGCAAAGCAGGGGCCCAUCUCCCAGUGCUGCCAUCAGGGAUUGAGCUCUGUUCCCCUCUGAAGACACACAUGCUGAAGGUGCUGGCUGGCAGCUGUUGAAUUCCCCACUUCACUUGGGGGGUGGGGGGAAGACUUCAGCUGGAGGGCUUCAGGCUCCAUCCAUGUGAUGGCAAACUCCAGCCCCCAAGCUCACCAUCCCCACCACAGUCCCUGGGCCCUGCUGCCUCCCUGCCCAUCUCCCCAACCAGGGUUUAAUUUGUCCCAGGGCUUGCUGGGGCUGAGUAAACUUUCUGCUGUGAAAAGUGAUAUUAAUAAACAUGCAAAUAUCACUUUUGACUGCUGCAGCCUUCCUAGCUAGCAAGUAUUUUUUUAAAAGCAUCCGAAAAAGCAAAAGAAACAACAACAAAAAACAAGACCAUGCAGAAUGCCUUAUUUGUGUUUCUAUUCUGUUUAGGCCCAGUAAAGAAUAGAGACAAUUGUACAUUAUUUUCAUGACCGAGUCUGACAAAAACCCUACAUGAAUAAAUUACAAUGAUUUGGACAUGUGUAU